Molecule: messenger RNA, 618 nt
Organism: Fimicolochytrium jonesii
Lineage: Eukaryota; Fungi; Chytridiomycota; Chytridiomycetes; Spizellomycetales; Powellomycetaceae
Product: fido domain-containing protein
Exons: 1
Source: RefSeq, a predicted model, not a curated record
AUCUCCACAAACGUCCUGGAAGGCAUAUUCUCCGUCGACGCAACCUCCCAGCUUUCCCUAAUCCGCCACGGGUUCCUCCACACCUCAAUUACAAACAUCCCGCCAACCAGCCGGAUUCAAAACCCCAAAACAAUCGUUCAAAUCCUGCGGAAUACCGAGGCUUGCUUCUCGGACCUGAAGGGAGUUAUGAACGACUCCAGUAGUUUUUCAUGGACGGUUUUGCAGGAUUUGGUCAAAACCAUCCAUGGAAAACUUCUGAAGGAUGGUAAUAUCGAGGUGGAGGAGGACGAAGAUGGCGCACGAUACGCGGUCCUCAUUCCGCGGGGUGUGUACCGCCGAGUGCCGUGCUACACCACACAUGAAGGCACAGGUGUCGAAGUCCGGUUCUGCCCAUGGGAUCAGAUCGAGAGCGAAAUCGAAUGGUUUUUUACAUCCGCCCUCACUGUCCUCUCUCACCCACGCUUCUCCCCAUUCCAUUCCGCCGCUUUUCUCCACCACACCUUCCUCCGCAUCCACCCCUUCGCAGACGGCAACGGGCGCGUCAGCCGGAUCCUAUCAUCCAUACCCUUGCUUCGCACUGGGUUGCCUCCUGUUGCUGUAUCGCCGGAGCGUAAGGAC